AUCGCACAUCAAGCGGGACUUGUAUGUCGUACUCGGCCAUUUAGAAGAAAUCUCACUCCCGACCAGGACAAUGCAAAACGUGACAAGAGGCGACAUUGUAAAUAUGCAAGGACCCAGAACCGGAAAAUGAAAAAUGAAAUGCUAUCAGCCCACUGCGAGCUGGGUCGAUAUCGAACAAAAACAAUCUCUGAGAGGACAAGCUGCCACUCAAGAACACUCCUCCAAGACUUUGAAGACUCACCAAUAGACCAUUCACCAUGUUAUCUCUCUGCAUCAUGGUGGCUCCUUUCAUGUCAACGCUCAGGUACGAAGAUAACGAUAACUGGGCAAUGCUUGUAUCGUGGCUAGCAAGCCCAACAAAUUCAUGAGUCUGAACUUUUAUCAAAGUCCACUGGCAGACCUGUCUACCUUGGGUAGUCAAUCUCCAAUGAUAAGAAACAUGUGAUUAUUCUGUGCUGUUGACGGGGAAGGGAUGCAGCGAGGAGAAGGUCGAGA
This is a messenger RNA of Cadophora gregata, 495 nucleotides long. RefSeq lists its product as uncharacterized. The transcript has a single exon. The record is from RefSeq and is a predicted model, not a curated record. Lineage: Eukaryota; Fungi; Ascomycota; Leotiomycetes; Helotiales; Ploettnerulaceae. The coding region runs from base 127 to 348 and encodes 73 amino acids.